This is a messenger RNA of Colletotrichum destructivum, 1286 nucleotides long. RefSeq lists its product as uncharacterized. The transcript has a single exon. Lineage: Eukaryota; Fungi; Ascomycota; Sordariomycetes; Glomerellales; Glomerellaceae. The coding region runs from base 1 to 876 and encodes 291 amino acids. The record is from RefSeq and is a predicted model, not a curated record.
AUGGACGGUCAGUUGCGCUCACCUUGUGGUGGGACGGCUGACUAUGAACAUGUCGAUGGCUGCCUCUCAAACCCAUGUCCAUCACAGUUUGAUAUCGAAGAUGAUGAUUUCCCGUACAACGAUCCUCAGUACACCGUCCCUGGCGGUGUCUCGCAAGAUAGCAACUAUGGCGGCUUUAUGGAUGAAUGGGCUUUGCUCGGGUCGGAGAACUUCUUUACAGAGGCUGACUACGGCAAUCCAAGACCGUACCCCGCGGAUAUCGAGACCGAGGGCAUCUUUAUGGCCGCCUUGUCUUUGACCCCGCCGUCCCAGUAUCCAUAUCCGCCGUUGGACCCCCGAGAGGCGUUGAAUGAUGUGCGCGACACCCUGUUACACCGACCCAGCACUCCGUGGAAUGCCGUUAACAUCGACCCAACUUUUCUCGCACCCCCGUCCGACUAUGCGUUCUCCAGCAGGUCUGUCACGCCUACCCACGCCGGCUAUCCGUACAGCCAGUCCGCUGAGGGGACCUCUCUUCCCCCUCGCCCUCCCUCCACGAUUGACGGCGUAAGCACCCGUAGCGACCACUCCAACACCUGCCCCCUUUGUGCUAAGAAGGUGAGCACGAGGAUGUUGCAGCGACACAACAGAGAGAUCCACGGCCCGGCCGACGAUCCGCGAUACGUGUGUAGAUGCGGCCGCCGGUCGCCGCGCAAAUGGAACCAUGAGCGACACUUGAAAGACGGCUGCAAGGCCAUGAACGACUACCCGCAGGGCCUCUUCACCUGCAUUUGCCAGCAGACGACGAACGACAAGCUGGCCCAUCAACGCCACAUCAAGAACUGCAGCAAGAAACAAGCCGGCCGGCCCCGAAACAAUACCAGAAGCGUUCAGUGAAUUACACGUCGACGCCUCCGCAGUUCGCACCCAGUCCGCACCCAGGGGCCGGACUGCCUUCCUUUCCCCCACCUCCCCCCAAUAACCUGCAGCCCGAGAUUCUGGUUUACUAUCUUUUCCAUUCGUUGAAACUCCGCGGACGAGGCAGAUUUCAACUAGAUUUCACUGGCGCAAUCAAGUGAAUGCUUUACCCAAGUGAUGCACCGCCCUUCUUUGCUCAGUCGCCUCUUUUUCUUUCUCUCUUUUCCUUUUCAUUAUAUAGGUAGUCAUGCAAGAGCACUGGAUCUUCUUCGGGGUUGGGGGUUGGGGGGCGGAGCCUUGACUAGGUGCGAAAUGCGUCGCUGCUGACACUGACAGCGCAUCAACCCGCCGUGACAUAAACGAAGCCUUUUUUUUCCUUUCCGUGUUCU